CUAGUAUUAGUAUUUCCGGUUCAGAUCAAAAUGGAAGGAAAUCGAGAUGAAAGUGAGCGGUGUUUUCAUCUCGCAAACAAGUAUUUAUCGGUUGGAGAUCUUGAAAAGGCAAAGAAAUUUCUUCACAAAGCAGAGAGGUUAUUUCCAACACAAAAGGCAAAAGAUUUGUUAGAGAGGAUCGAGUCAAUGUCUGAGGAUGAAUCUACACAAGAUAACAAAGAAAACAAAGAACCUCAGAAAGAUGGAGUACGGCACAGGCGGGGCAGCUUUGGGAGGGACAAGACAGAAGGAGCUGUUGCAAAAGACUACACUGAGGAACAACUGAUUUUGGUUCGCAAGAUUAAGAAAUGUAAGGAUUAUUAUGAAAUUCUUGGAGUAGAGAAAACUGCAACAGAAAUAGAGCUGAAAAAGUCCUACAGAAGAUUAGCACUACAAAUGCACCCAGACAAGAAUAAGGCCCCAGGAGCAACAGAAGCUUUUAAAGCCAUUGGGAAUGCCUUUGCUGUUCUGAGUGAUGAAAGUAAGCGCAGGCGAUAUGAUGCAUACGGUCCCGAAAUGGAGGAGACCAAUCACAGACGACAUACCUACAGAAAUGAGUUUGAAGGUGACAUCUCCCCAGAGGAACUCUUCAACAUGUUCUUUGGAGGAGGAUUCCCCUCUAAUAACGUUUACACACACCACACACACAGAACACGACAACAUCGUCAUCACCACAGUCGCGAGCAUGUGUCUAAUGAUUCUGGCUUCACAUUGUUGCUGCAGCUGUCCCCCAUUCUACUUCUAGUCUUUCUUUCUCUGUUGUCCAGUUGGUUUGUUAGUGACCCAGUAUACAGCCUUCAUCGAUCAGGGAAAUAUGAUACAGAGAAAACAACGUCAAAUUUAGGUGUGAAAUAUUAUGUGAAGAAUGACUUUAAGGUGGACUUUAAAGGUGAUUUACGGAGGAUAGAGAGAAAUGUAGAGGAAGAAUAUAUAUCUAAUCUAAGGCAGAAUUGCUGGAGAGAAAGAACAUAUAAAGAAAACUUAUUAUGGAGAGCUAGAAAUCAUGCUGAUGCAAGAUUAUAUGAAAAAGCCCAGAACCACCCUACACCCUCUUGUGAUAGACUUCAGUCUAUAUAUGCAUAGGUAAACCCCAAACUCUCCAAUGUACAGAGUAUAAUUGUGAUCUUUGGGAAGUUUUACUUUAUGUGAAAUUUGAGUCUCUCUUAGCCAGGAUGGGAGACAUUCUUUUAACGAGUGUUGAUUAAUUUCCAGUGCACACCAAAAAAUUCCCUUUUUAUCCAGGAAGUGCAUGAUUCAUUUGUGGAAUUCUUAUCAAUGGACUCGAAUGCUGUGCAUUCUCGUUAAACUAACAUGGAAAGUGUGAUGUAUUGUCAUUGAAGUACAUGUUUUAAAUUGCAAGUUAAAUAUGUGUAUUUAAUCAUUUGUAAGAAAGUGCUGACUGAAUAUUAUGCUUUAUGGAAACAAUUUUGUAAAGGUUUUAAUUUGUGUGUUCUGGUUAAUUAUAUAAGAGUAUAUCAUAGGUCAAUAAUCCAAAUCAAAUUUUUCUUUAAGCUUUUUUUUACUUUAAACAGAGAAUUAUACUUAUAGGAUAACUAUUUGAAAACAUCAGAUUUGGGCUCCAAAGUAUUUGCAUUUUUAAUGAGAACUGCUUUUGCAUUUUAGUGAAUUCUUUAGAAUCAACUUUUCCUAUCCAAAUGGUCUUGGAGAAAAAAAAGUGUAAUUUGCAAUGCAUUCAGAUACAUGUAUUUGAACAUGUUUUCAAUUGGUUCAAAAUUUAUGUUAUCUAAAAGAGCUUUCUGUUGUGACUCGUGAAGCACUGUGCAAAUGAAAUUUGAAAUAUUUAUGGAAAAAAAAUUGAGUGCCAAGACACAAAUGAGAGUAGAGAAUAAAUGUGUAAUAAUGUAAAUUGUACCGAGACUGACAAACAAGCAUAUAUAUACAGUCAAACCUUAUUAAUUGGGACAUUUGUGUUCCUAGGCAAAUUGUCCAAAUUAAUAAAGCAUUCUACAUGAAUUCAAAUGUUGAAGGUUCAUUGCAUAUGUUCAAUUAAUUUUAAUAUAUUGCAAUUACAACUGAAUUUUUUUGUAAUAAAGUGUGUUGCUGUUAACAGAAUAUUUGUGAUUGAUUAAAUCAUGGAUCUGUUGAAAAUACAUCGGAUACAUGAGUAGAUGCUUUAAGUUGUAUAUUAUAUGUAUGGUUCAUAAAUUUUUUUUAGAGAAUUCCAUAUGAAUGGCAUUACACUCACGAGAAUCCUGAGUUUUAAUUUUCACUCUGUAUACAGGUCUGAUUUGGGUUUUAACUUUUCAUUUUUGUCCCUGAAUAGUUUUUAAUCAGACCAAAUUUAAUAUUUGUUGUUACUGUGAUUUAGUUUUUAAUGUUCAACCUUAAUUUAAUUGUCUGUUCUUCUUAAAAAGUUGUAGAGAUAAUACAUGUAUUUAAUAACAAUGAAGCAAAAUGUACCAGUUGUUACAGUAAUGAAAACUUUUGUACAUAAAACUCGAAAUUUUUAUAUUU
Saccostrea cuccullata (small rock oyster) is the source of this 2514-nucleotide messenger RNA. Its product is annotated as dnaJ homolog subfamily B member 14-like. The record is from RefSeq and is a predicted model, not a curated record. Gene Ontology annotation, biological process: cellular response to misfolded protein. Bases 31 to 1122 code for a protein of 363 amino acids. Gene Ontology annotation, cellular component: endoplasmic reticulum membrane. Gene Ontology annotation, molecular function: Hsp70 protein binding. The transcript has 9 exons. Lineage: Eukaryota; Metazoa; Mollusca; Bivalvia; Ostreida; Ostreidae.